This is a messenger RNA of Cololabis saira (Pacific saury), 982 nucleotides long. It is a transcript of the gene taf12, whose product is annotated as TAF12 RNA polymerase II, TATA box binding protein (TBP)-associated factor. Lineage: Eukaryota; Metazoa; Chordata; Actinopteri; Beloniformes; Belonidae. Gene Ontology annotation, biological process: DNA-templated transcription initiation; RNA polymerase II preinitiation complex assembly. Bases 296 to 691 code for a protein of 131 amino acids. Gene Ontology annotation, molecular function: DNA binding; protein heterodimerization activity; TBP-class protein binding. The transcript is spliced from 6 exons. The record is from RefSeq and is a predicted model, not a curated record. Gene Ontology annotation, cellular component: transcription factor TFIID complex; SLIK (SAGA-like) complex; SAGA complex.
GAAGUAGACGGAGCAGAAGCGGAAGCGCUGAGAAACUGCAUCGGCGUUUUUAUCCGUAGGGGGGAAAUCAGGGUGUUUUUUGUUUAAUAUAGACUCGGUGUCUUCGAACCGAUACCAAAAGAUGGACAGAUAGUGUCUAUUUUAAUGGACUGUAGGUCGUGGUCUUUUUAAAAAAAGUAAAGGUGAUCCAUCACAUCUGUGCCCAACUUGGACUGUUGAGCGGGAUUUGCAUCCACAGGAGAAUCUGCUUCCAGAGAAACGACAGAGUUCCUCUUUGUGUGUCUGCGGCAGCAGCAUGGCGAACAGCACUCCCAUCAUAGUGAAGGGUCUGCCCUCGGGUCCUGCGGGCAGAAGCAGUCCAGAAGGAUCUCAGGUGCUCUCUAAGAAGAAGCUCCAGGACUUGGUGAGAGAGAUUGACCCAAAUGAGCAACUGGAUGAGGAUGUUGAGGAGAUGCUGCUUCAGAUUGCAGAUGACUUCAUAGAAAGUGUAGUGACAGCAGCCUGUCAACUGGCACGCCACCGCAAAUCUAAUACAUUGGAGGUUAAAGAUGUUCAGUUACAUCUAGAGCGUCAGUGGAAUAUGUGGAUUCCUGGUUAUGGCUCAGAUGAAAUCCGACCGUUCAAGAAGGCCUGCACCACAGAGGCUCACAAACAGAGAAUGGCGCUGAUCCGCAAGACAACCAAAAAGUAGCAUGACUAAUGUGUUGUACCCACUCUUUGUAUUUUUUUUUGUUUGUUUGUUUUUUGUUUUGUUUUUUUAAUCUGGGUUUUUUUUUUAGACUAUAGAACAGAUAAUUGGUUUUGGUGAGGUAUGUUUUUCUUUUUGACAUCAAAUGUUAAAUUAUGUCUAAAUUUUUAGUGUUUUGCCGGAGUCAUUGCACAAUAAUGGUAUUUGUCUGUUUCAUUCUGUUUUCUUUGCCACUAAGCUAAGACUGACAGAAAUCCUUUGCAAUUUUUGUCAAUAAACAUUUACUGGAAUACA